CUGGCAUCAUUUUGCCUGUGACUUUACGGCGACGAUCUCAUCCUCCGCGGAGCGCGUGAGUGGUGCUUUUGACAGACAUGGGAAAGCUUCAGGAAUUCGAGAUUACUUUCACCAAUAACAAAGUGGUCUACAAUCCCGGCGAAUCUAUAUCAGGAACUGUGAGAAUAAAAACAAGCCACUCCUUACAGUUUAAAGCCAUCAAAGUGUACUGUGUGGGGUCGUGUGGCAUCUCCUCCAAGCUGAAUGAUGCAUCAUGGAUGUUGGAGGAGCGAUACUUGAGCAGCACACUGUCUGUGGCCGACAAAGGUACCCUGCCAUCUGGUGAGCACAGCUUUCCCUUUCAGUUUCUCAUUCCAGCAUCUGUUCCAACCUCGUUUGAAGGCCCAUUUGGGAAAAUUCUAUACAAAAUUAGGGCUUUUAUUGAAACUCCACGUUUCUCAAAGGACUACAACACACAGCGACCCUUCUACCUGCUCAGUGUACUCAACCUCAAUGAGUUGCCAGAUAUAGAGAAACCCAGCUGUGCUGUGACAACAAAAAAGUUUACCUACCUCCUGGUAAAAUCAGGCACACUCAUGCUGAGGGCUUGCAGUGAUCUUAGAGGAUACACUCCUGGUCAGGUCAUCAAACUGUCUGCUGAGAUCUACAACAAGUCUGGUAAAGACACUGGCUGUGUUAUGGCUAGCCUUAUACAGAGAGUGACGUAUAAGACAAAGCGGCCAGUGUUUGACCUACGGCCCAUAGCGGAUGUCGAGGGAGCCGGGGUGAAGGCAGGCAAACAUGCAGAGUGGAGAGAACAGAUCAUCGUCCCUCCUCUUCCUCAGUCAGGCCUCACUGGCUGCAGCCUCAUAGACACUGAGUAUUUUAUACAGGUUUCACUAAAAUCUCCCGAGGCUGUUGUCACGUUACCCAUCUACAUUGGGAACAUAGCCGUAAACUUGACGCCCUCCAUUCCACCCCCACACUCCAUCGCUCCCAGUGCUCCAAUGCCUGCCAUGCCAAGCCUUGCACCCGUAGUCCCCAGCGCCCCUCCAGCUGAGGAGGCCCUGGAGGGUGAGCUGGGGGCCGGAGGGGUAGCCAGCGAGGAGAUCCCCACCAAGAGUCAUUCUCAGCAGGACCCGUCCGGCGUGACUCUCUCCAUGUCUCCCAGUGCAUUCGGUCAUGCGUCUGGUCCAGUACCACUGCUGAGUCAACAGCUCGCACAGUCCUCAGAUGGCUCUGCACCUCUGUUCUGUGUGUCCACAGGAGCCACCAUACCUUUCUUUACCGAGGGUAAUGCAACCCCGGUGCCCACUUCCUGUCCUCUGAUCCUGCCACCUGAAUAUAGCACCUGGGAAUAUCCACACGAGCCGCCUCCCACUUACGAGGAAAGCUGCAGUAGCAACAAUUCCAGUUUCAACAGUAGCAUGAGGUAGACCAAUCAGAGGUCUCAUUGCUUUUUCCAUGCAAUUCCUCGAGUGCCCCCUGUUGGACGGUAUAGACAUUGCCGCCAGGCCCCAAACCUGAUUAUUCCAUUCCAUGGAACAAAUAUCUGUAAUACUGUUAUAAGAAUCAUUUCUAUAUCUCAACCUGUUUGUUGAUCCCCUCAAAUUAUAUUUUCAACCGUGUAACUGAACUAGGAGAGUUAAUUUAGUGCCUAAGAAGAUGUAGCACUCUUGAGCAAUUACUAGGUAUGCUCGUGGGUUUUUAUGAAAGAAAUACCAGCAUCUAAACCUUGAAAAUAACAUUUGAGUAUACUUUUUUAAUUCAACCAAGGCUGGCCUUAUGUGAAGCUCUGUAAAAUCUGAAAUAACCUACAACUUAUACUUUCUUGUCUAACUGACAAGACUUUUUUUUUUUUAAUUACACCAUUCCUUGUGACAGUAUGGGACUCUGAAGGCACUCCAUGAUUACGUCAACAGAAGUGGCUCUUGACUAACAAUGGAUUGCAGAGAACGUUGCUCUUAAAAGAACAAGUUUUAUUUAUUGAUCAUGAUCAAUGUUGGAAGUAGAAUUUUUCAUCUGACUUUAUAAAAUCCAACUCCGCACCAAAUGGACAUGAACUCUGUGUAGAUACAGCUUUGGACUACCAAUGUAGUCAGCCACCAUGGGCACAUAUGUCAUUAUCACUUGGCCAAACAGUAGCCACUCUACCUUGAAUGCUUAAGGGAGCAACAUUGCAUAUCAUUUUUGAAUGCACUUCAUUGCAUGUCAUUUUGAAAACUUACACUUUCUUCUUUUUUACUGGCUGUCAAGAGAUUUUUAGAUGACACUUCCGACUCCUAACUCCCAUCUUAAUGCCUCAGUCUUUUGAAAUAAGAUGGAUGUAUUUUUUUUACCUUGUAUUACACAAACCAAACAAAGUAAUCAUACUAUUCUUUUCUGGGGGUUCAUCAUUUGUCCUUAGAAUAAUUUUGUAAGUAUUCUAGCCAUUUAAUGGGCACAGGUUCAGACUGUGAUUGGUUUAAACUUGGCGUGAUAUCAGAAUUUUUAGUAAUAUGUUAAAUGUUGGAAAACCAGAUGUGUUUUUGGAAUUUGUGCUGCACUUUUGCUGAAAGUGAAAAGAAAUUUCUGAAGUGCAUCAUUUGAAAUCUGAUGCAAACUAUACAUGUAUGUUUGUAUUUGACUUGUUUGGUCAUAUGCUUUGAUAUUCUCAUUCUAGCCCACAGUGAAUGAAGAUUUAUGAUGGAUUUCCAGUGAAGCCUUAGGCUGUACUAGAAUUGUUGUGUACAGUUUUGACAACGACCCUUAAAUGUAGCAAACAUUUUUUUCAUUAUGACCUGUGCAGACCCUUGAACUGUUCUGAAGAAUUUAGAAGCACAAAAAGGCACUUUUAUAGAUUUUAUCUCUGUGUAUAAUGUAUGUGUGUGUAUGAAUUUCUGGGAUGAUUUCUCCACCAAAAUUUUAAACAUUUUAAACUGUGUAGUUACAUUAGUGCUUAAAGUGAGCAUCAAAGGAAGAGGCUCACAGGUUCUUCUGAAAUUUGAAAAUCAACGACAGUACACAUGAAAUACAUUCUGUUUAUCUAAUUUUGUAUCAAGCAAAAUUAGAAGAUUCGGUGCAGACUAAAUCCUAUGGUUUCUCUGCACCCCCUUUUCUGAGUAGAAGAAUAUUUUGCUCAAUAUUAUAUACCACUAUGUACCAUUUAAAGUGCUGAUAGAGCAGAAUAAUUCUUAUUGAAGAAUCAAAUAAAAUAUUAUUGACCUUGUCUUUGCUGAGUGUAUAACAGCAGGCCACUGUGACUUUUAACAUUGCAGCUAAAUUUAAAUUCUGAGUUCGAUUGUCUUUUCACUUUGAGCAGCACUGUUUUUUAAUCUCAGCAGAAAAUUCAAACGCGCAAUUAAAAUCUGUUAUCAUUUAUCAUCACAGUCCAGCAAAUACACCUGAUUUUUUCAGUAUUCUCAACUACAUUUUGCCUUAAAUGUGAAUAUGAUACAUCACUGGUCCCCUGGUAAUUGUGGCAAAGACAAAAACUGUAGUACUUUUCGAGAUAAUACUGCAACGUGUUUACUAUUUUCUUCAUUUGUCUCCUUGGAAAUUGUUUCUGUUGACUUAAAAGGAUAGUUCACCCAAAAGUAAAAAUUCUGCCAUCAUUUACUCACCCACACGUUUUGUUCCAAACCCAUAUGUCUUACUUUCCUCUGUUGAACACAUAUAGAGAUAUUAGGCAGAAUAUUAGGGACUGACAGCCUCAGUCACAAUUCACUUUCAUUGUAUGGAAAAAGAUGCUAUGAAUUGAAUGAUGCUUGAAGUUGUUGGUCCCUUACAUUCUGCCUAACAUUUCCUUUUGUGUUCCACGGAAGAAAAAAAAAGUCAUAUAGGUUUGGAAUUAUGGUGAGUAAAUGGUUUAUAAAAAUAAAUUCAUUUUAUACAUUUUUAUUUUUUGAUGAACUAUCCCUUUAAAGGAAUAAUCCGGGUUCAAUACAAGUUAAGCAUUUGGACAGAAUUUGUACCAUAAUGGUAAUUAUAACAAAAAAUGAUAUCAAUUCGUCCCUCCUUUUCUUUAAAAAAAAACAAAAGCAAAAAUCGAAGUUACAGUGAGGUAAUUAAAAUGGAAGUGAAUGGGGAUGAUUUUUGUAGGGUUUAAAGGCAGAAAUGUGAAGCUUCUAAUUUUAUAAAAGCAUUUGCAUUAAUUCUUCUGUUAAUUAUUAUUUUUUUCUUCUGUUCAGUGGUUUUAUGGUCGUUUUGGGGUUUACAACGUUACAUUGUCAUAGUAAUGAUGUUGUAAAAUUGGCUAUAACUUUACGCAGAAAAGGUUAGUAAGCAAUUUUAUCACACUAAAAUCAUACUAACACACAUAUUGUUUAUGUCUUGUGGAUAUACUUUUGAAACAGUGAGUAUUUUAAUGUUUACAGAUUGGCUCCAUUCACUUCCCUUGUAAGUGCCCUUUUAUAACCAAGAUUUUUGCUUUUUAUAAAUAAAAGGAGGAACGAGUCAAAAUAAAUUUUUGUGGUAAUCAAUAUUAUGCCACAAAUGCUGUCGAUUGAGCUUAACUUGUAUUGAACCCGGAAUAUUCCUUUAAUGAAUGUUAAUGCAUCAGAAAGAGUUGUAAAUGAUGGUAGAUCGUUAUUUAAGCCUCUCCCUUUCAAGCUUGAACAAUGAAAGAAAAUUUAAUGAAAAGACAAAGUCCUCCAUCACUGUAAAUGCUGAAGUUGCAACUUGGAUGAAUAUUUUUCAUGUUUGAUUUGAAUGUGCUACUGUAUGUUCUGUCUUUUCCUCUUCACCAAAGGUUCAACAGCUUUAUCAAGUUUAAUUUUGUCAUUUGUGUGGUACUUUUGUCCCUCUGUAUUUUCAGCAGGUUUUGAAAUAAAGUAGCACUAUUGUGGAUAAAUGUUAUUUGUAAAGAUGUGACAGAAUCAAACUUGUACAGCAAAGUAAUAAACUCUUUGAAAUUCUA
This is a messenger RNA of Myxocyprinus asiaticus (Chinese sucker), 4876 nucleotides long. RefSeq names its product arrestin domain-containing protein 1-like. Gene Ontology annotation, cellular component: cytoplasm. The record is from RefSeq and is a predicted model, not a curated record. The transcript has 8 exons. Gene Ontology annotation, biological process: protein transport. Lineage: Eukaryota; Metazoa; Chordata; Actinopteri; Cypriniformes; Catostomidae. The coding region runs from base 78 to 1415 and encodes 445 amino acids. Gene Ontology annotation, molecular function: ubiquitin protein ligase binding; ubiquitin-like ligase-substrate adaptor activity.